AUGUCUACGGUCAAGGAGCGGCUUAUUGAAAAUCUGAUUGCGGAAGAUACAGGCUCCCAGUGUAAGAUCACCAUUGUUGGAACGGGUAACGUAGGCAUGGCUUGUGCUAUUUGUAUCUUACUAAAGGAUUUGGCUGAUGAACUUGCCCUUAUUGAUAUUGCAUCGGACAAAUUGAAGGGAGAAACAAUGGAUCUUCAGCAUGGCAGUCUUUUCUUUAGUACUGCAAAGAUUAUCUCUGGAGAAGAUUACACUGUAUCUGCCAACUCCAAAUUAGUUAUUGUCACAGCAGGUGCAAGGCAGCAGGAGGGAGAAAGUCGCCUUGCCCUGGUUCAACGUAAUGUGAAUGUCAUGAAGUCAAUUAUUCCUGCCGUAGUUCAUCAUAGUCCUGACUGUAAAAUUCUUAUUGUUUCAAAUCCAGUGGAUAUUUUGACAUAUGUGGUCUGGAAGAUAAGUGGUUUACCUGCAACUCGUGUAAUUGGAAGUGGCUGUAAUCUAGACUCUGCCCGUUUCCGGUACCUAAUUGGAGAGAAGUUGGGUAUCCAUCCCACAAGCUGCCAUGCAUGGAUUAUUGGAGAACAUGGUGAUUCUAGUGUGCCCUUAUGGAGUGGAGUGAAUGUUGCUGGUGUUACUCUGAAGAGUCUAGACCCUAAAUUAGGAACUGAUUCAGACAAGGAACAGUGGAAAACUAUCCAUAAACAAGUUGUUGAAAGUGCUUAUGAGAUUAUCAAGCUGAAGGGGUAUACCUCUUGGGCUAUUGGACUGUCUGCGACAGAUCUGGCAGGAUCAAUUUUGAAAAAUCUUAGGAGAGUACAUCCAGUUUCCACUAUGAUUAAGGGAUUAUAUGGAAUAAAAGAAGAAAUCUUUCUCAGUAUCCCUUGUAUCUUGGGGCGGAAUGGUAUCUCAGAUGUUGUAAAAGUUAACUUGAAUUCUGAGGAGGAGGACCUUUUCAAGAAGAGUGCAAAUAUGCUUUGGAAUGUCCAAAAGGACCUGGUAUUUUGA
This is a messenger RNA of Cynocephalus volans (Philippine flying lemur), 999 nucleotides long. RefSeq names its product L-lactate dehydrogenase C chain. The coding region runs from base 1 to 999 and encodes 332 amino acids. Gene Ontology annotation, cellular component: cytoplasm. The transcript has 7 exons. Lineage: Eukaryota; Metazoa; Chordata; Mammalia; Dermoptera; Cynocephalidae. The record is from RefSeq and is a predicted model, not a curated record. Gene Ontology annotation, molecular function: L-lactate dehydrogenase (NAD+) activity. Gene Ontology annotation, biological process: pyruvate metabolic process; lactate metabolic process.